AUGAUGUCCCUACUGGAUGGUUCCGGGAUGACUGGCGACAUUUGGUCUACUGGCGCCUUUGCCAUUGAGUCUCCAUUGAAGGACUUGCUGGACAGCGGCAACUAUAGCUUGGAACAGUUACUGGCGGAGGACGAGCUGUUGCAAGAGCUAAGAGGACUUCACCCUCAAUUGCUGGAUUAUUUCUCGACCGAAGAAGCCGUCGCAUCCCUGGUUCGAUACCUCAUUGCAGAUCCAAACAAAGCGGUGGAAGAGACACAACAACAGCAGGAAGAAGAAAAAGAGCCAGAGCAAGAAGAGCCACAACAACAACCACAACAGCAAGAGCAACCACAAGAAGCUCAAGAAGGCGAAGAAAAACGCGCGGAGCCAGGAAAGUGGCUCUUUCAACAUUUAGACGACAACAAAGCGUCCAAUCAGAAGCAAAACUCGGCGGCUGCUGACUUGAUGAACCCCGACAAUAUAUCGAUUCGCUUUCCUUACUUGGCUUGUGAAAUAGUAUGCUGUGAACUGCAGGGACUCAUUAGCAUUCUCGUCGAUGGCUAUGUUCCUACUACCAACAGCGGCGAGUCAGUAGAGUCGGCUGCCAAUGAUGAUGAGAAUCAAACACAACAAAAAGACGAAGCAGCAUCAGAAGAACCCAGACAGCGGAUCUUGGAUCUGUUGUUCUCGCUGCUCUAUGACACAGACGUCGGUCAAUUGGACGACUACCGAGCUGGCUAUUUCGAAAAAAUCUUGUCAGUCCUCUUCCGAAAACGGCCUCAGGCUCUCAGUGACUACAUUAAUGAUGGUGGAGGAAAAGGCAAUGUCACAUUGAUGAAAGCCAUGUUCAAACAUUUGUAUUCCCAUUCCAUUAUGCAACUCGUUCAGAGGCUACUGCUGCCGCAGCCACCACAAUUACAGCAACAAACAAACCCAGAGGUCAACGCAGACGAAGCGGAAGAAGACGAAGGUAAUCUCAUCUUGGGGGCGCCUGGAAUGGAAGCCAUCGCGGCAGCAGCUGCAGCUCAAGGUGUCAUUGUAGCAGAAGCCGACGACGAAACAAAGACACUCCAGUGCAACUGGUGUGAGACAGAAGAGGCACUCAACCUCUUGUUGCAACCACUGAUCAAUCCAUCGGGAUACGGUGAAAAUGGAGGAGCUACCAAUAGUUUCUCGGAUGAAGAACAGGAGCGAAGGCUCAAUCUGUCGCAAAACUCGUCCGAAGUGCUCAUUACCAUCAUUCAGAAUUCACCACUCAACUCACAGACAAUGCUAAUCUUGACGGUCGAUCCGAUCAUGGAUAAACUCAUCAACGGAGCUUCGACUCUUCGGGACGGAGAGGAUUUUAGUCCCCAUGAGAGCACCCUCACGGCAACCAUGAAUGUGUUGGAAAGUCUCGUCCUUCAACUGGGAGGCUACGGCUCGGUGGGAACCAUAUCACUUCUCCCCACGGACGAGGACGGAGAAGAAAAAGACGGAGAAGAUCCGGAACAGCCACCGCCUCCACAAUUCGCAGAUCUCAAAUUCUUACUCAUACACAUACCGCGCCUCUUGCGUUCCCUCUCGGAGCUACUACAGCAUCCGACAUGCGACUCGUGGCGCUCGCCCAUGCAGUUUUCCAAGUCUUCUGAGCCUCAUUUGCUCCUUGGUAUGUCACGCUUACGAAUCGUCCGACUUUUGGAAUCUUUAGUACUUCUCGGCGAGAGCACGGUCGAUUCCUUGCUCUGUCAGUCCGAUUGCUUGGAAAUAUGCCUGAAUCUUUUCUGGAAGUUUCAAUGGUGUUCCAUGUUGCACCAAUCCGUUGCCAACUUACUCGUGCACGUUUUUGAGGGCGCCAACGCGAGGUCAGAAAUGCAAGAGUAUUUCCUCGUGAAAUGCAACCUACUCGGUCGACUGAUGGAUUCAUUUGGCGACGUGAGCCACGAGGGCUUUAACUUGAGGGAGUGUGCUCCAAUGCCUGAUUUUACAGAGCAAGAGCUGGUUAUCGCCAUGAAAGACGCCAAGAUGGGCCUCGACGGUGCCGGCGUCAACGCACCACAGCCAAACGAUAUGGGAUCCCCUGAGGGAACGGAGCGAGUACUGACGGAUGGCAUCAUACCCGUCUCCGACGACGAUGUGGAUGCUGUUCUCGAGCAGCAAGUGGAACAGCAGGAAGCCGCAGAUAUGGCCGCGGCGGCAGCGGCAAUGGUGGAUUUGGCCGAAUCAGAACCUGCCGCCGCACAGGAGGAUACCGCAGUGUCGGUCGGGCAAGUAUCUACAGAAGCGGUCCAGUACGAAUCACGUGAUACAUCCACAGUUGGCGCCAUGAUUGAUGGUGCACCAGCCCAAUCGUUUCGACUGGGGUACAUGGGUCACGUCAUUAUCAUCUGUCAAGCUCUAGUGCAUGCGUGUUCUACAGAGAACGAGGACGAUCUGGAGCCUACUGCUCCGGAUUCGGUGAUUGGAGAAGACGACGACCGCCGUUCGUUGUUGGCCGAACAUCGGCAGGAAGAGGCUCCAACUAUGAACGGCGAAGGCAACUAUCCAUCAGAAGAAGGCGUCGGAGUGCACAUCCCUCAACCGGCUGAUAAUCAAGCAGGCGAUGCAGGCCGCGAUGACGGGGAGAGCGAAAGAGGCGCUGACAGCAAUGCCGAGGGCGUUCCACCACCCAACCCUUUGAUGCUCUCAAAACUGAUUGAUAGCCACCCACUACGGUCGCGAUGGCAAGAUUUUGUGAAGUCCACCUUAUCAACUGAAACAGCCAUUCAAUCGACACCUCUUGGAGGAUUCAACAACAACCCACUUCCCGGAGGCGACCCGUUGCAUGCCCACAGACCAUUAGGCGACGGAGACGAUUUUGACGAUGGAAGUGGCCAGCCAAACAUGCCCCCACGUGGAAUGCUUGGCGGCGGAGAAGUUAUCGACAUGGACGACAAUGACCUCGAUAUUGCUGCUAAUGGAUCAGGCAACACGUAUGACUCCGGUGAGAAGAUGAAGAAAGGAUACUUCUUUGAUGAUCCCUUGGGUGGCAAAAAGAGUGGCUUGGGGCUUGCUCUAGGGAGUCUUGGACAAUACAAUGUUGAUGGGAGCGACGAUGAAGGUGACGGCAAAGGCAGUGAUCAUUCAUCUGAUGAUGACGGUGAUGGUGAUGGGAGCCCUUCCCAGCCUCGACGGACAACCAGCAGCGGUGACGUUCCUGUCAUGAAUCUGUUUGCUGGUAACUUGGGGGGUGACGGCGAAGGACAACCAUCUCAGUCCGAGUCGCCAUUUGGUGACAAUGCGUGGUCGGACUUUGCAAACUUUGAUGACGCAUUUGCAGGUGCGGCGGCGGCGGGAAAUAAUGCAGAUGAUGGCUUCACGGCAGAUUUCGGCUCUUUCGAUACCGACAACGCUCCUCCUGCAAAUGAGCCAUUUCCAUCAACAUCUAACAAUGUCGAUGACAUUUUUGGUGGGGGGCCCACAACUCACGCAAUUCUCCUUGACGAUCCUGCUGAACCUGACAUGAAUGCGAAAGACGUACCAGAUCAAGUGGUUGCGACUGACACGAGACCUGGAAAACCAGAAGACUCUGAAGAAAGACCGGAGUUAUCAGGGUCUUGA
Messenger RNA from Seminavis robusta, 3558 nucleotides. Lineage: Eukaryota; Bacillariophyta; Bacillariophyceae; Naviculales; Naviculaceae. The record is from the annotation of a GenBank genome assembly.